AUGUCACGAUCCUGCCGUCGACCUGCCGGGAUAAGUGCAGACCUUGUCGUUUGUGAACUAGUUUCCUUUUCCCGUGGUCGCUGCCCACCAUAUACAGCUGUAUCCUACGCUUGGGGCAAAAGCACAACAAGCUCCCGACUGGCAAUUGGAGGCCAGAUAUACGAAGUUAGCUGUACGGUCGAGCAAGUCCUCCGGCAACUCCUGGUUGAGGAUACCGACACGUUCGCCUGGGUGGAUCAGGUGUGCAUCAACCAACAAGACAACGCCGAGAAGAGCGACCAAGUGCAGCAGAUGAAAAGUAUUUACAGCGAAGCAAGGCUUGUCAUAGCUUGGCUUGGACCUGCCGCAGACGAUAGCGAUAUGCUUCUGAAACACAUCGAGAAAAUCGGGGAGGCAAUUUGGGCAGACGAUCACGGCAGCAUUCUCGCUGCUCAUUCGAAUAAAGAAGGGUUACAAGCCAUCAGCCGUGCUUUUCGUUCUCUCUGCGAACGGGAAUACUGGAAGAGACUCUGGAUCAUUCAAGAGUUCGCUGUCGGCAGUAGCCUGCGUAUUGCAUGUGGUGAGAUGAUGAUAUGGGAUUGGAAUCUCCAAGCAUUACUCGCCUAUAUUAAUCAGCUCUUAGAGGGUCAUCAUACAAGAUCCCGGGGAAAGACUAGUAAUGUUCUCGACGACAGUAUGCCUCGUACCUAUUUGACGUCAGCGACGAGCUUUAUGGAAGGCGUCGUAACCAGGCGGUGCCGAUACUGGGCGCGUCAAGAUGGAGACAUCGACAGCGACACUCUCUUUUGCGUGCUAGUUACUACACUAGUCCUAGAGCACGACUACAAUCAUCCCCAAGCAACCAACCCGCUGGACAGAGUAUUCUCAAUUCUGCAUCUAGCCCAGGACGCCGUUGAAUUCGUUAACAUAGUAGACUACUCCCGGUCGUGCGAAGAGAUAUAUCGCGAAGUUGCGCUGGUCAUUUUGAAACAAGGACAUAUUGACCUUCUCGCAUACUGUCAAUUCCCAAAGCUGUCGCUUGACAUGCCAACAUGGACUCCGGAUUGGCGUAUUCAGAUACGUUCGCCUUGUACUGGGCCUCCGUGGUCGAAUAGCUUUUUGCGCAUCUGCAAGCAUGGCUUCCCAACAAUGCGUAACGUCGCUCGAUGA
This is a messenger RNA of Fusarium redolens, 1149 nucleotides long. RefSeq names its product heterokaryon incompatibility protein-domain-containing protein. The record is from RefSeq and is a predicted model, not a curated record. NCBI's taxonomy places the organism in Eukaryota, Fungi, Ascomycota, Sordariomycetes, Hypocreales, Nectriaceae. The transcript has a single exon. Bases 1 to 1149 code for a protein of 382 amino acids.